Messenger RNA from Thelazia callipaeda (thelaziosis nematode), 378 nucleotides. The record is from the annotation of a GenBank genome assembly. Lineage: Eukaryota; Metazoa; Nematoda; Chromadorea; Rhabditida; Thelaziidae.
AUGACUUUAAAGGAAAGUGCAGUAGUCGUUCCUGAACGUGACAAUCCUGAAAGUUCACAACCGGCGCAGACUUCCCUUCGGACAGUGACAAAUUUACGUUUUCAACCUGAACCAUUUGUAAAUGUGCCUCCAAAUGCAGGUGUUAAUAUUGGCAAUAAUGCUGCCAAGCCUGCUGUUUGUAUGCCAAUUCAUGAUGAGAACUUAGAAAAGCGUUAUCGAGAAUUGGUCAAUGCUAAUGCCCAAUUAUCCAAAGAAGUGGACAAUUUUCGUAUAAUGACAAUUAAAUUGAAGGAAGAAAAUGACCGUUUAAAGUACGAAAUUGAUAGAAUAAGAAAUACACGUGGAACACAUCUAAAAAUGGGUAUUCUUUUAAUUUAA